CCAGUCCCCCAGUCGAGCCCCAACACCGGCUGCCCUCCCCGGUGGAUACAGUUGUCAUUUUUUUUUUUCAUCCCAUUCGUGUGCCGCUAUAAAUCCCUCUUUUGACUUUUAAAGAAAGCCAAAGUUGUAUAUUAUCGCUUCAUUUUGGGUUUCGCCUCAGCAGCGUGCGGUUGAAGAGGGACGCCAGCAUGGUUUUAAAGUCGGAAGACGGCGUCGUGCCUGAUGACCUUAGUCCAGAGGAGAGGCAGGAGCUGGAGAGCAUCCGCCGCAGAAAACAAGAGCUGCUGCAGGACAUACAGAGGCUGAAAAAUGAGAUAGCAGAGGUGACCAGCGAGAUUGACAACCUGGGCCUGACUGAAGAAAGGAAAAGCAUGCAGAGGAACAAACAGAUGGGCAUGGGCCGGAAGAAGUUCAACAUGGAUCCCAAGAAGGGGAUCCAAUUCCUGAUUGACUGCUCCUUGCUGAAAAACACCAGUGACGACAUCGCACGCUUCCUCUACAAGGGCGAAGGCCUGAACAAGACGGCUAUCGGCGACUACCUGGGAGAGAGAGACGACUUCAACAUCGAGGUGCUGCACGCCUUCCUGCAGCUGCACGAGUUCUCGGACCUGAACCUGGUCCAGGCGCUGCGGCAGUUCCUGUGGAGCUUCCGGCUGCCAGGUGAGGCCCAGAAGAUCGACCGCAUGAUGGAGGCCUUCGCCCAGAGAUACUGCCGCUGCAACCCUGGCGUGUUUCAGAGCACAGACACGUGUUACGUGCUGUCCUUUGCCGUCAUCAUGCUGAACACCAGUUUGCACAACCCUAAUGUGAAGGACAAGCCCUCCGUGCAGAGAUUCACAGCGAUGAAUCGAGGCAUCAACGACGGUGGAGACCUGCCGGAUGAGCUUCUUCGGAACCUGUUCGAAAGCAUCAAGAACGAGCCGUUUAAAAUUCCGGAGGACGACGGCAACGACCUGACGCACACCUUCUUCAAUCCCGACAGAGAGGGCUGGCUGCUCAAACUUGGUGGACGGGUAAAAACCUGGAAGAGACGCUGGUUCAUCCUUACAGAUAACUGUCUUUAUUAUUUUGAGUUCACAACCGACAAAGAACCCAGAGGGAUCAUUCCCCUGGAAAAUCUGAGCAUCCGUGAAGUGGAUGACUCAAAGAAGCCGAACUGCUUCGAGCUCUUCAUCCCGGACCACAGGGAUCAGGUGAUCAAAGCCUGCAAGACCGAGGCGGACGGCCGCGUUGUCGAGGGCAAUCACACUUUUUACAGAAUCUCUGCUCCCACUGCCGAGGAGAAGGACGAGUGGAUCAACAGCAUUAAAGCUGCCAUUAGCAAGGACCCCUUCUACGAAAUGUUGGCCGCCCGCAAAAAGAAGGUUUCCUCCGCAAAGGGCGUGUAGUGCGCACAGACAGACAGGUUUGACUGAUAAGUGCUGCUGGAAAAACAAUGGAACUCAACACGACAUCAAUGAACCACUGUUGCACCUUUUUGUUUUUUUAUUUUUUUAAAUACAUAUACAGUAUUUAACAUGUCUGAGAACCACACACGCUGGUGAAGUUUGUUGCUUCUCCAGCAGGAAGCGGACUGAACAAUGUACAUCUCAUGAAAGACUGCAGAUAUUUGAGUCAGGCAUGGAAAAAAAAAAAAAAGAAAAACUGGAUCUCUUUUUACAUUUUGUUUCCACACAUCCCCCCCCCAUGCUUUCAAAGCACAGUUUGUAGAAAUGAAGGUGAUAGAAGGCGAUGCUCUGUAUUUAUUUGUCCUUAUUUAUUCUUUUAUCGCAAUAAAAGUUUACAACCAA
Messenger RNA from Syngnathoides biaculeatus (alligator pipefish), 1790 nucleotides. RefSeq names its product cytohesin-1-like. Gene Ontology annotation, molecular function: guanyl-nucleotide exchange factor activity. Gene Ontology annotation, biological process: regulation of ARF protein signal transduction. The transcript is spliced from 12 exons. The coding region runs from base 189 to 1388 and encodes 399 amino acids. NCBI's taxonomy places the organism in Eukaryota, Metazoa, Chordata, Actinopteri, Syngnathiformes, Syngnathidae. The record is from RefSeq and is a predicted model, not a curated record.